This is a messenger RNA of Anastrepha obliqua, 1648 nucleotides long. RefSeq names its product 2-(3-amino-3-carboxypropyl)histidine synthase subunit 2 (gene Dph2). The record is from RefSeq and is a predicted model, not a curated record. Bases 91 to 1533 code for a protein of 480 amino acids. Gene Ontology annotation, molecular function: 2-(3-amino-3-carboxypropyl)histidine synthase activity. NCBI's taxonomy places the organism in Eukaryota, Metazoa, Arthropoda, Insecta, Diptera, Tephritidae. The transcript has 5 exons. Gene Ontology annotation, biological process: protein histidyl modification to diphthamide.
UUGAAAAAAAACGACAAUAUACACACAUAUGCACCUUCUCAAGAUUUGUUAAAUCGUGUAUUCCAGAUAAGAACAAAUUAGAAAAUUUUAAUGAGUACCUCUUCGUUUUAUACCUCUGCAGAGGAAGCAAUAGAGCGACAAGCUGACAUUGAACAGGAUGAAGUCACACCACCGCUCGAGCAGGUUUGGAAUGGAACGCUAUUAAAGAUUUGUUGGGGAUGGAUAAGACAAAAUGGUUAUAAAAGGGUUUGUCUCCAAUUUCCUGAUCAUUAUUUGCCACAUAGCAAUGAGAUCAGUGAUAGUCUCAAAGCUUUGUUCAAACCGGAGGGAGGUGCCACAGACAUAAAAUUCUUUGUUCUAGCCGACACAUCCUAUGGCAGUUGUUGUGUAGAUGAGAUCGCCGCCGGACAUGUCGAGGCAGACAGCCUAAUACAUUUCGGAAACGCCUGUCGCAGCAGGGUUUCCCGCCUGCCUGUGCUGUACAUGUAUCCACAGUAUCCCUUUGACAUGAAGAAUUUUAUGGAUAAUUUGUCUGUUAUAACUGAUAGUGUCAAGGGUAAAGUUGUAUUCAUUUACCUAGAUAUAGGCUAUCAUCAUUUGUUGGACAAACGCGUCGACGAGGCUGAGGAGGAUUCUCUUUGUUAUAAAUUGAAGGAAGUACUACCCUGUAAGGAUUUGUUUAUUGAAGCCUAUCCACCAGCAGAGGAUGCGGCGGUAGAGCAAAAACAGCCAAGUGAGCCAUUCUGCCUUUUUAUAGGUGCAGAAAAUGCACGAUUUUCCAACCUAUCAAUCACCACACAUGCUUCCCAAUGGUUUAUUUAUAAACCCGCAAGCAACACUAUAUUAGAGAAGAACCCUCUAACUGCCCAAUACAUCCGUCGACGUUAUUAUUACAUUGAAAAAUGUAAAGAUGCUCAAACAUUAGGAUUAAUCGUAGCCACUCUUACUGCCGAGGGUUACCUAAAAAUUGUUUCACGUUUGCAAGAAAUGGCGAAAGCUCGUGGUAUAAAGACGCAAAUUAUUUCCGUGGGUCGUAUAAACCCCGCUAAACUGGCCAACUUUUUGGAAAUUGACUGUUUUGUAUUGAUAGGAUGUCCAUUCAAUAACAUAUAUAACUCCAAAGAAUAUUAUAAACCCAUUGUCUCGGUCUUCGAGGCCGAAAUGGCACUUAACCCUGCUUGGUAUAUGAAAUAUCCCGAGGCAUAUGUAACCGAUUUUAAGAAAUUACUCCCGGAAGGAGAGAAAUUUUUGGCAUUUAACUCUGCGGAUUUGCAGGAGCAGGAUGUAAGCUUGGUGAGUGGCCGUGUUCGUGCAAAUAAUGCGGAGAGUGUGGAAGAUGAGGGUGCUGGCGCUUUGAGUGAACAGUAUCAAACUGUUACUGGGACAGAAAAAAUGGGAUUGAUGAUCAAUAACACUGGCUUGACAUUUGAGGAUCGAACUUGGAAGGGACUGGAUCCAGCAUUGGGUUGUACGGAACCGGCCAAGCUGGAAAAAGGUCUCAGUGGUAUACCAACUAAUUAUACACACGACUAAUUGCAUUAUACAAUCUUUACAUUUACGAGAAUGUUUAGUGUUCUAUAUAAGUAUUCGUUUUAUGGGUCUUUAUAUUAGAAUAACGUGUCUCAAUAAAUUAUAUUAUUAAAUUAAA